AUGGUACAAAUUAGCAUGUAGUUAAUUAUAAAAUACAUAUUGUUUCCUAAGGCGCGUAUCUGAAGGGAGACACAUGACGCACUCCCAGUACGCGUGCGUUUCCCGUGAGGCACAAUGAGAAAGUGAGAAGGCGCGGGUCGAUCUCUGAUGGAGCAGUGAGCAUCCCACAUUCACUCCAGUCUGCGCGCAAUGGCACCGUGCGCUCUGCCUGAAAAUGCUGCUCCUCGCGCUCUCCAAGAGCUCUUUACCGGACUACGAGACCGGGCAACUUUUUUCAUUCUGCGGAUGUUGUUUUUUCUCAAUGGCUUCUAAUGAAUUCUCCUCAACAUUACAGUAACAGGUCUGCCAAGCAUUUCACCUCCCAUGUCACCGGGACGUCUCCAUGGCGAUGUUUAGCAGCGCAGAGCGGAUUUGGAACGACUCAGAGCACCUGGGAUGGGACGGGGGUAAUGAGAGCGUGGCCACAGCGGGACAGGAGGACAACCAGAGAAACUACUACGCCAUGCUCUAUUCGCUACUCAUCCUGGCCAUUGUGUUUGGAAAUGUGUUGGUGUGCCUGGCUGUGCUGAGGGAGAGAUCGCUACAGACCACCACAAACUACUUGGUGGUCAGUCUGGCUGUGGCCGAUCUGCUGGUGGCCUCAUUGGUCAUGCCCUGGGCUGUGUACCUCGAGGUGGUUGGGGGUGCCUGGCUCUUCAGUAGACUCUACUGUAAUAUUUUCGUCACGCUGGAUGUGAUGAUGUGCACUGCUAGCAUCCUCAACCUGUGUGCUAUCAGCAUAGACAGGUAUACAGCAGUGGUCAUGCCUGUACUGUACAACACAACACAUCGCUCCAGGAAGAGAGUGUUUGCCAUGAUCGCCACAGUCUGGGUCCUGGCCUUUGCGGUGUCCUGUCCUCUCUUGUUUGGCUUCAACACCACAGAUGACCCGAUGGUGUGCUCUAUCUCCAACCCGGACUUUGUCAUCUACUCGUCUGUGGUGUCCUUUUAUCUGCCGUUUAUUGUCACCCUGCUGGUCUACAUCCGUAUCUACGUGUUCCUCAGGAUGCGCCGGAAGAGGAUUGCCUUUGGCCAGGUCAGCGGGAAGGUCCAGCCUGGCACUGUCCCACCAUCUGUGGAGACCUGUCUACAGGAAGAGACUCCCAAGGCCAAGCAAGACCUGUCACCUAUCAGGAUUAAAGUGGAAAGUGUAGAACCUCCACCUAAACCCAGUCUGCUGUCAGGAUGUAUGUGGCGCAAACGUCCCAAAACCGGGCCUGUGGAGAACUCCAUGCUGCCCCCAGUGGACACUCAGAACUACUGCAGCAUCAGUCACGCUUCAUGUGGUCGGACUGAGAUGGACCUUGAGCAGGAGCGUGAGGAUAUAGAGGCAGAGGUGGACGACAGCACCCCCAACGACAGGCCUCAGAUCCGCAUGAGCUGUGAGGUAAAAGACCUGUCCAAUGGCCGCACACACACAGCCCUCAGACCCACGUCCCACCUCAACAACCCCCGCUUCCGGAGUAUGCACGCCCGGGAGAAGAAGGCCACACAGAUGCUGGCUAUAGUACUAGGAGUGUUUCUCAUCUGCUGGCUGCCCUUCUUUGUGACUCACAUCUUGAACACUCAUUGCCGGACUUGCUGGGUCCCGGCCCCGCUCUACAGCGCCUUCACCUGGCUGGGCUACGUCAACAGUGCCCUCAACCCAGUCAUCUACACCACCUUCAACAUUGAGUUCAGGCGGGCCUUUAUCAAGAUUCUGAGCUGCUGAGAGAGACACUUGUGGGAUUAUUGAUCGCUGGACAAAAACUGACCAAGUGUGCAAUAAAAUACAUCAAACAGGGCUUCUCUACGGACAGUAUUAUUCCUUACAUGGUCUUACAGCACAAAGCAAGGACUCAUGGAUGUGUUGUGUACAAUAUGCUCAUUGGCAAACAUUCAGGGCGAUUUUCUGAUCGAUGCCUGGGAAGCUCUCAGCCCUCGAAAUUGGCCUUUAAGUCAGAUGGAUUGAUCCCAGAGUGGGACCCCCUUCAUCAGACAGAAGUCUUCAUCAUUGUCAUGCUGCACUGGUGCAUGCACAAAUCACUGGGAAAGGAUGGUAUUGGUCCCUGUCAUUUGGACUAUUUCAGAGAUUGUCAUAAUGUGUUGAUGUGGAGACAUUUGUACUCAUCGUGCGGUCAUUAGAAUUAAAACAUUUUGAUGUUGAGUGGAAAACUUGUCUGUAUUUUUCAAACAGACUGGCAGUUUAUUGGCAAAGCUAAAUGUGAUUUAGAGCCUGGUUGUUGGCGCUGUGAUCUUAAAUAAAGACGAUUGUGAAGUGAG
Periophthalmus magnuspinnatus is the source of this 2301-nucleotide messenger RNA. It is a transcript of the gene drd3, whose product is annotated as dopamine receptor D3. The coding region runs from base 383 to 1750 and encodes 455 amino acids. The record is from RefSeq and is a predicted model, not a curated record. Gene Ontology annotation, molecular function: G protein-coupled receptor activity; dopamine neurotransmitter receptor activity, coupled via Gi/Go. Lineage: Eukaryota; Metazoa; Chordata; Actinopteri; Gobiiformes; Gobiidae. Gene Ontology annotation, cellular component: membrane. Gene Ontology annotation, biological process: adenylate cyclase-activating adrenergic receptor signaling pathway. The transcript has 8 exons.